Messenger RNA from Chlamydomonas reinhardtii, 2001 nucleotides. RefSeq lists its product as uncharacterized. The record is from RefSeq and is a predicted model, not a curated record. The transcript has 5 exons. The coding region runs from base 146 to 1129 and encodes 327 amino acids. Lineage: Eukaryota; Viridiplantae; Chlorophyta; Chlorophyceae; Chlamydomonadales; Chlamydomonadaceae.
GAAUUCAUAGACCCUGAAAUGCCCUCAUUACAUUCCUAGGGCUAGGGCUCGGCUCGAUUCUGCGCCAGGCCGCCCGUUCUUUUGGCGUUAGCUCGGCGCCCCCAGCUUGGAUUACCAUCUACGUAUGGUCGCUGAGCUUGGCAAAAUGACUGUGGCCUGCAGCGCUUUGCUCCAAGCGUCGGGCCCAACGCCCGCCGCGCUGGUUGUCAUGCGCCACGGCAAGCGAGAGGACACUAUAAAUUCGACCUGGCAGGCAAAGGCGCGGUUUCCUUGGGACACCCCCCUGUGCGCUAUGGAAGCCGAGAUAGGGGAGGCUUCGGAGAAGCUGCUUGCGGCCGGGCGUUCAUUUGACGUUGUCUACUCUUCGCCGUUCUUGCGCUGCCUCCAAACGGCGGAGCGCACGAUGCAGCACCUGGGCUGCAACGACGUGCCCGUGCUUGUGCACCGGGGCCUGUCAGAGGUCCACGGGCCAGGCCUCCUCUUCAAGUGCCGCUACCCCACCGCCGCCCAGCGCGCGCGGCUAUGGCUGUGGCACUCGGCCUAUGGCCGCAUCUCGCGCGCUGCCCGGGAGCGCUUCAGCCGCAAGGCGCGCCUGGUGCCCGCCAGCCGCUGGCCCACACUGCCUGAGUCGGAUCCCAAGGCCGCGGCUCGCUUCAAGCAGGUCAUCGCCGAAAUCGCCGCCAAGCACCCCGGCCAGAGGGUGCUUGUGGUGUCCCACGGCAUGAGCGUGCUGGCGGCCUACGAGGCGCUGGGGCUGAGCGGGCGGCUGGUGCAGGUCAUGUUCGCAGGCUUCGUUGCAUGCAGGGCCAGGGGCCAGCACCACCAGCAGCUGGAGCAGAAGCAGCAGGAGGGGCAGCAGCAACAGCAGCAACAGCAGCAACAGCAGGAGAAGGUGGAGGUGGAGGUGGAGGGGCAGGCGCUGGAUGACCUGCAGCCGCAGAAGGACGAGGAGCAUGCGCGCGGGCAGCCGCAGCAGCAGGAGAGCAAACGCGCGCACAAGCACAACCCAGUGGUGCUGCCGACGCCGAUUCCGGGCGCGGGCGCCGGCGGGGCAUGGUCAGAGCUGGAGUUGGAUCCCGAGCUACCCUUUUGGAACCUGGACGUCGAGUUUAAAAGCUCCUUUGAGUAAGGAGACGUUGGGGGAACAGCUUGCGGGUGUGGGCCAGACUAGGCCACGUCCUUAGGAUAGCGCCAAGAGUGAGGGCGUUGUGGGUUGUGGCACGCGGCUAUGAAGGGCAUCGUUGCUUUGCCGGCUGAGGCUUGACAUCAGGGCUACUGUAGUGUAGGAGAGUAAUCAGGGCUUCUGUAGUGUAGGAGAGUGCGUGUCGCAUGUGAGUGCUGGCAGGCGGGAGCAGAUGAUAUUGCACAAGGGACGAGAGUCUGGCAAUGGCAGGAGACAGGUACUAGCAUGAUGCGCCCGCUGUCGUUACUUACAUGAAACGGCGAGUUGAAAGAAGACUGGGCGCAUGUGCUUCACUGAAUUUGCACUAGCAUUCAUGGGCACGUGGAUGCCGAUUUGCGCAAUGCGCUUUAUUCUUAGGCAGCGGAUGGUCAGCUGGGCGGUGGACACAUCACUGUGAUGGGCGGCUUCUGUAUUCCCCAUCCAUGCCCUCGUGCAUUUUGUGCAUUGCAUGCAUGUGCAUGCAUGCCUGAGCGUGAGUCGAUAGCGCUGAUCAGUGACAGGCGGCGGCAUGUUGGCCUUGCCUCGUCCGUUGGCGCGACGUGAAUCCAAGGGCGGUCAUUGUUUUGCGGCUGGACGCAACGAACGCUUCGGCAGGUCUUGGAGUGUGAAGCCGAGCCUACAGGCGGGUGGAGGCGGGUGGAGCCUGGCAUAGUAAGCAAGCAAGCCUGCGGUUGAGUAUAGGGCUGCAGAGGAAAGACUGGCACUGCGGCUGCAGAAGUUAGGGGCUCGAGGCCAACUUGCUGCACACGGACUGGUACCGGGCUCCUGCGUCAUCGUCGGGCAGUGCGAACUUCGUAACCGUGUAAGACUUCAGCAAC